AUGAAGCUGCUGGAUGAGCGGGUCUGGGCGCUGUUUAAGCGCAACUGGUAUCAAACUCUAACCUACUGGAGUGUGUUCUUCAGCUUUGGUCUAUGCAUUGCCUUCUUGGGACCCACCAUUUUGGAUCUGAGGUGUCAGACCCAGUCCACCCUGCAACAGAUCACCUGGGUCUUCUUCUCCCAGCAGUUCUUCCUGUUGGUGGGCAGCAGCCUGGGAGGACUCUUCAAGAAAACGCUCUUGUCAUCCCUGUCAGCCCUCUUCUCCUGCACUCUCAUCAUCUCCCUCGUGUUUGCCAUCAUACCGCUAUGUCACCACGUGAUACUGUUGUCCAUCGCGAUGGCGAUUGCUGGCAAAGCCAUGGGGGUGAUUGACACCAUUGCUAACCUGCAGCUGGUGAAAAUGUACCAGAGGGACUCCGCCAUCUUCCUGCAGGCCUUGCAUUUCUUCAUAGGCCUGGGAGCUCUGGUCAGCCCACUGGUGGCUGAUCCUUUCCUGGCUGAGGACAGCUGUGUCCUGGGCACCAAUUGGACUACCAACUCUUCGUCUUCCUCUUCAGCGGACCUGCAUCACCUCCGCAGCAGCAUGGCUGGGCACGGAACAGCGCUGCACAACAUCUCUCAGUAUCCCUUGCAUACUGAGGGCACUGUUAUCACCAGGGUGUCCUACGCUUUCUGGAUCAUGGCUUUAAUCAACCUCCCAGUGCCAGCAGCAGUACUCACAUUGAUGUACUAUGAAAGACUGCUGCCUUGCUUUAGCAACAGUCCACGUCUGCUUGCCAAAGACUCAAGCCCAAGCUCAGCAGAGGACAGUGGCCAAGGUCAUGGGAGUGUGUUUAAUUGCUGCAACCCUGCCAAACUCCGGGGUCGCCCUCCAACUUUCUUUCUCCUUCACAUUCUGGGCGGAGCCAUUCUCUUCAUCACUGAUGGAAUUAUAGGCUCCUAUGCUGGCUUCGUCUACACCUACGCCGUUUCCCCUCCUCUGCUGAUGGGUCAUAAGACUGCUGGCUAUCUGGACAGUGUGUUCUGGGCCGCCAUCACAGCAGGAAGACUGGCUUCCAUUUACCUGUCCUACAGAUACACAGCACCCAGGCUGCUCACCUUCAGUCUGGUGGGGGUCAUACUUGUGCAGUGCAUGCUGUUGAUCUUCUACACCAGCUGUGUGUUCCUCUUCAUUGGUACUUGUGUGUUGGGACUGUGCAUUAGUAGUGUGUUCCCCUCAUUGCUGGCUUUUAUAGAGGACUUAUUGAACUACAAAGGCUGUGCCACUACUGUCCUGGUGACCAGUGCCAGCACAGGAGAGAUGAUACUGCAGCUGAUUGUUGGAUCGGUCAUCCACAGUCAGGGCAGCUAUGCCUUCCUGUUGUGUUGCACAAUAGCAUCCUUCAUCGGCUUCUGCCUGUUCCUGCUGCUCCUCUAUGUCCAGCACAUCCACAGAAACGGCGACACAGAUUCCACUAAAAACACAGACAUGAAAGAGAAGCCAAACCCAGGAGGCUCAUGAUCUGAGGAUCUGUGAAGAAACCCGGGGACGCAAAUGAUCCGACUGUCCCUGCAAAGAAA
Molecule: messenger RNA, 1559 nt
Organism: Scomber japonicus (chub mackerel)
Lineage: Eukaryota; Metazoa; Chordata; Actinopteri; Scombriformes; Scombridae
Gene: slc60a1a
Product: major facilitator superfamily domain containing 4Aa
Exons: 10
Coding region: 1-1500 (499 amino acids)
Source: RefSeq, a predicted model, not a curated record